GUGAGCGCGGGGCCAGCACGUGCCGUGGGUGAAGCGAAGACGUUUGGAAUGGCGGUGCAGGUGAGAAGGAGGGUAGUUGGUUACAGUUGGCUACUAGCAUAGGCAGGAAAUUGUCGUGUGUGAACUCUGGUCUUCAGCUUUUUGUCUUUGAAAUUAUGUCUUUAUUCUUGCGUUGUAUUAAUUGCUUGUCGUGUUGAUUGCGAAGUCUCGCUUUCUUAAAGCUCCCGUUGGCCAUCAAGAGUUGAACGAAUUCGAGUUGUUUAUUUCUGUGGAGGAUUUUUUUUAUUGAAAUUCACCAAGGAAGCAAAUCCAGAUAAACUGAAAACUAUAUUUAUGAAGUAUGCAACCAUUGAGAAGAAUGGGGAGCGAUACAUGUCACCUGAUGACUUUGUCAGAAGAUUUUUGAAUUUACGUAAUGGCAUGGAAUCUAAUCCUGAGACAGUGAAGUUGCUUGUAGGUGCAGUAAAUCAGUCAAAAACUGGGCUGAUCUCCUUUCAAGAUUUCCUUGCAUUUGAAUCUACUUUACGUAAGCCAGAUGCCUUAUUCAUUGUUGCUUUCCAGCUAUUCGACAAAAACGGCCAAGGAGAAAUCAGCUUUGAUGACAUCAAGCAAAUAUUUAGCCAAACUGGUAUUCACCAGCGUAUCCCAUUUAAUUGGAAUUCUGAAUUUGUGGAUCUGUACUUUGGAAAGGAUAGGAAACAUCAUCUUAACUACAAAGAAUUUUCUCAAUUUCUCCUGGAAUUACAGCAGGAGCAUGCAAGGCAGGCUUUUAUGCAGAGGGAUACAAAUAAGAGCGGUAGCAUUUCUGUCAUGGAUUUCAAGGAUAUCAUGGUCACUGUUCGCCCACACAUGCUGACUCAAUUUGUGGAACAAUCCUUAGUAACAGCAGCUGGAGGUUCUUCAACCCAUCAAGUCAGCUUCUCCUACUAUAAUGGUUUUAACUCACUCCUAAACAACAUGGAGCUCAUUAUAGGAGUCUACCAUACUAUAGCUGGCUCCGGUAGAAUUAUGAAUGUUGGUAAAGAGGAAUUUACUCUUGCUGCACAGGAACUUGGUCAGGUGACACCUAUGGAAAUUGAUAUUUUGUUUCAGUUAUCAAGCCUCAAUAACCCAACUGGACACAUCACAUUAACAGACCUGAAGAAAAUAGCACCUCAUGGGGAAGGAAUAUUGCCGUAUUACCUGAGAGAAUCUACGCUGGCUCAAAGUGGCACAGGUCAUUCUGUACUGAUGGAUGUGGCAGAGUCAGCAUACAGAUUUAUACUUGGUGGAAUUGCUGGAGCCACAGGUGCCACUUCUGUCUACCCAAUUGACCUAGUGAAAACUCGUAUGCAAAAUCAACGUUCCACAGGAGCAUUUGUGGAAGAGAUUAUGUACCGUAACAGCUUUGAUUGCUUCAGGAAAGUGCUGCGAUAUGAAGGCGUAAUUGGACUUUAUAGAGGACUAAUACCACAGCUGAUGGGUGUUGCACCAGAGAAAGCUAUAAAACUUACUACAAAUGAUUUUGUAAGAGACAGAUUUAUUCGGAAAGAUGGCUCCAUUGUACUUGCAGCAGAAAUACUUGCUGGUGGUUGUGCUGGUGCUUCACAAGUUGUCUUCACUAAUCCAUUGGAGAUUGUCAAAAUCAGGUUACAGGUGGCAGGUGAAAUCACCACAGGACCUCAUGUCAACGCAUUAAAUGUCAUAAAGGAAUUGGGUUUUGCUGGACUAUAUAAGGGUGCAAAGGCUUGUUUUUUGCGCGAUAUUCCAUUCUCUGCUAUCUACUUUCCUUGUUAUUCUCACUUAAAAACAGCCUUUGCAAAUGACAAUGGGCAGGUGCAAUCUGUAAAUCUGCUGUUGGCAGGAGCUUUGGCUGGGAUGCCAGCAGCUUCUCUAGUAACACCUGCCGAUGUUAUCAAAACAAGAUUACAGGUGGCUGCACGUGAAGGGCAAACUAAAUAUGAUGGAGUGAUGGACUGCUUUUGGAAAAUCCAGCGACAAGAAGGUCUAGGUGCUUUGUGGAAAGGAGUUGCAGCCCGUGUUUUCCGUUCCUCGCCCCAGUUUGGUGUUACUUUGUGGACAUAUGAGAUUUUGCAUAAGUGGUUCGCUAUUGAUUUUGGCACGAGAAAAUCUGGAAUUUCACUACCACAUUCUAGAUUUAGUUUAACUGGCAGGAAUCCAGACUACAUCGGUGGAUAUAAAUUAGUCAUUUCUACAUUUUCUGGAGUUGAACGCAAAUUUGGACUUUACCUACCACGAUUUUCACCCUCUAAUCCACCAUGAUCUUACGAUUCGAAAGCCAGACAAAACGUUAAGACUCUUGUGGCAUAUAAUAGUGGGAGAAAGAGGUAAUGUAUCCUGGUUUACAGCCGUUUGUUGGCCGUCAACCUGAGAGAUACUUUCACUUGUGCGAUGUGAUGUAAAAAUGAUUAUUGGGUACAGAAUGCAUGAAUUGUUUGUUUUGUGAUUUAUUAAAAAAGCUUUACUUUUACAUUUUGAUGUUUUAUGUAUAUUAAUGUAAAUAGUGAACUGUUUGAAAAGACCCAGUUGCUACUUUAGUGUAAAGUACUGUUGAGAUUAGAAUUUUUUUCUUCAAUAUUGGAUUAACAUAUGCUUGACAAAUUAUGAUACUUCAAAUAAAUGUUUUAAUCAGUGGAAAUUUUACCUGUAAUGUAGAAAUGACUUGAUUGUAUUCGAACAAGGAUUUAUUCCAAUACUGACCAAUAUUGUUGAGCUAUGAAAUCUGUACUUUAAUGAAACUUUGUUUGACUUCUUCGGAAUGAUCCAUUGAAACAUCAAAUAUAACUGGACAGUUCAUUUUAGAUUUGAAAGUAUGUUCACUGUUGAAUUGAAUAUAUUGCUUAAGUCAUUUGUGAUGGAUUUGCUUAAACAUCUCAGUUAUGCUCGAAGUUGGUUUAAAUG
Molecule: messenger RNA, 2901 nt
Organism: Chiloscyllium plagiosum (whitespotted bambooshark)
Lineage: Eukaryota; Metazoa; Chordata; Chondrichthyes; Orectolobiformes; Hemiscylliidae
Gene: slc25a13
Product: solute carrier family 25 member 13
Biological process (GO): mitochondrial ADP transmembrane transport; aspartate transmembrane transport; malate-aspartate shuttle
Cellular component (GO): mitochondrial inner membrane
Molecular function (GO): L-glutamate transmembrane transporter activity; L-aspartate transmembrane transporter activity; calcium ion binding
Source: RefSeq, a predicted model, not a curated record